Messenger RNA from Fundulus heteroclitus (mummichog), 8904 nucleotides. RefSeq names its product neuronal PAS domain-containing protein 3. Bases 3234 to 6260 code for a protein of 1008 amino acids. The record is from RefSeq and is a predicted model, not a curated record. Gene Ontology annotation, biological process: regulation of transcription by RNA polymerase II. NCBI's taxonomy places the organism in Eukaryota, Metazoa, Chordata, Actinopteri, Cyprinodontiformes, Fundulidae. The transcript has 12 exons. Gene Ontology annotation, molecular function: DNA-binding transcription factor activity, RNA polymerase II-specific; RNA polymerase II transcription regulatory region sequence-specific DNA binding; protein dimerization activity.
UAAAACUUGAAAAAAGGCAUUCAGUGAAUUUUGUUGUUUUAUUUUAUUCAGUUCUGUAGCUAUACAAAUAUGUAUUUUCCGAACUGUAUAGCCUUAAUGUUUGCUCAGAAACAGUUGGGCAUCUCUAAAUCAAUGGAUGUUUAAAAAGGGUUUUCAUGGCAUGACUAUAUUUUGGCAUUUUAAUUUUGCAUCUCCAGCUGAACGUUUAUAUUUUCCUCUACAAAACGGAAAAAACAAAAGAGGGUAUUUGCACCUGUAUGUAUUGUAAAAAAAAAAAUUGUUUAGAGAUGUGUUUAACAAAUAAGGGAUUUGAGAUCUGCAUGUGGCAAACCAGAGAGAGGCAGCGUAUAUUUCUUUCCUUUUUAUUUAGUGCAGGUUCACCAGAUUGGCUUAUUAUACACAUGGAAUCCUAUAUAUCAGUGGGAAAAGAUGGGGAAUGAUGCCUGGCUGUUUUCCUAAUACACAGGAAAUGAUUUAUCAGAAAAGGAGAGAUGAGUGAUUUCAGAAGAAAAAUAUGGCGGGCUAAUAAUUCAGACCAAUGCUGCCCUUUUAUUCUCUCAUUUCCUCUUCACUUUCAAUCACAAUUAAAGCCUCUUUAUGCCUAAUCAUUUUGACACAGAACAGAACAAAAAUUUUUUUCAACGUACACUUUUAGCUUAUUAUCCCCAAAAGCUGUCCUUGUCGUUAUGGGUAUAGUCUAAGAUCUAUGAAAGCAAUAAGCUAUGAAUCCCAGUGGGUACUUCUCUAUGUGCAAUGAGACCGUCACACUUCUCUAAACAACAGGAAAAUAAAAAGUUAUAUUUUGAUUUCAAGUAUUUAAGCACAUAUGGUGUAUUUCAGUGUCAUAUUCUGCAUGGCUUGGUGGACUGUGUUUGUGCCUGUAUGUUAGUGGCAUUUAACUUUAUUGUGAUCUGGGUUGCGAAGAUCUUUCAAAAUCCACACGGAGGCUUUAAAGACCCUUGAUCACAUGCAUAAUUGACUGAAGUAUCAUAUCCAAGUUUUUACUCUACUGUAAAAUGUUUUUUUUUUUUUGUGGUUUACAUGACUCUUUCCACCAGUAGUAGACACAUAUUUUGCCUUUGCUGCUCACGUCUUUAUUGCCCCAUUGUUUAGCUGGUCUUUUUGCCUUGCUCCAUCCAUACUGUUCCCCUAAUAAACAGCUGGGAGCUAAUAUGUUUACACAUUAUGCUCCAUUAUCCACGUCGCCUUUGUUCUACUGUUCCCAGUAAGCAGAGUUGAGAUGCAGAGACAACAGGCUUUCACUAAACUGGGUAAAAGCAGUGACUCUCUAUCCGUUGUGGAUUACCUUCAUGAAUUAAAAGCGGAAGCAUGCAUGUUUUGAGUUGAAAAAUGAAAGAAAAAAAAACUCUUACAAAUGUAGGUUUUAUACUGUAUCUAUUCAAUCUAAUGUGAUCUCGUAAAGGAGUUCAUCCACAAUUUUAAUGCAGUCAGGAUAGAUCAUGGUUCAGUGAAAGAUCUAACUGGUGUCAAAGCUGUGCCCUGUUUUAAGCUUUUGUACUCAGAAAAGACGCUGUUUGCUUGAAUUCUUCUCACUAUCUGAAUAUGUAGAGGUGAAAAAAACUGAACACUGUGAUGAAUACCUGGGGACUACCUAUAGCUUAGUUUUGGAUAAAAAAAAAAUAAAAUUCAUUUGCAGAGUUCAGAGAAAUAAUCUAAUCAUUUUUGUUUUGGAGUUUUGCAGCAGCUGGUUAAAUAAUGAGCCAAGUAAGGUGAAAGAAUAUCUUGACGACUGUUCAUAGAGUUUCACGAUACAUGUUUAUCGAGCGGGGCCUUUGGCUUGUAACGGUGCCCAACCGGAGAUAAUAUUUCUUCCUCUACAUCUGUUUUCUGACACUGCAGGACUUGUAACUCUGUAUUUGUGUGGAGAAUACCUAGCAUGCCUUUGACCUUGACAGGUCAUUGGUGCAGGGAGAGGGAGGGCUCUGGGUUUACAGGGCUGCAGCCUUGGGGUUAAUCACACAGCACACCGAAUAGGUUCUGAUGAAUUAUACAUCAAAAAGGGGCAAUUUAAAUGAAUGUUUAGGAAAAAGGAUAGGAGGAGGUGGGAGUCUCUGUUGGAAGGUAAUGACCUAUUGCUGAUUUGCAAACAUCUGUGCCAAAUAUAGGCCAGUGGUGUAAAACAGAAAGGGAGUACUUUGAGUUCUGUGUUAUCCACAGUCAGACUUGUCAGAUGUGUCUUCUAAAAAUCUUGAGAUUGAACCUGAUCUUAUCUACAGUUACUUUAACAAGGCAGCAGGAUGAAGUUUGGAUUUGCCAUCUUAAAGGGAGACUUUUUUGUGGUGAGUUUAUAUCAUCACAAAGGGAAGCAGUUGGAAAGGAACUAAUGGUGUGUGUAAAAGUUCACAGAUUUGAACUACCAAGUAAUUGAAAUUAUUUCCCAUCAUACCUUCUCUAUGUUUUAUGUUACUUAAAAUAUUUUAAAUUAGGUUGAUAAGCCUACACUAUCAUCUCAAAAGGAAUGCAAUUAGAGAUGGAAAUAAGAUUCCAAAAUACUAAAUAUAUUUAAAAAAACAAACAAAACAAAACAGAGACAUAAGCUGAGUCCAGAUAUUGUUGUGUGGCGUUGUUGCGCUUAGACUGGAAAAAAUAUUAGUGAUGCGUGGUGUCACUUUUUCCUAUCAGCUGCCAGAGGAGGGAAAAGGGCUCCAAAAAAAAAAAAAAAAAAAAUCAGCACUAUGACUAGAGAGAUGGUCUGCCGCGGGGAUUCUAUGGAAACAGACGCUGCGGAAGCUGCGAGAUUGGGGAGAUUUGACGCGCCUCUUUGCCUUUAAUUUUUUCUACUCUGGAGCGCAUGCUGGAAAUUCCUGUGAAGUACCAAAGCAACAAAUGCGUGUGCAGGAGAAGACAGACAGGGAGACGGUCAGACAGAGCCAGGACAGCGGCAUCUAAGAAGCGUCCAACCCGGUCUCCCUCCUGCUUGGCAUGCUUGUGUGGCCGAAUCGCUGCACUGUCUUCGCCCCCACAUCAGCCGUUGUUUCCACGAUCCUGAGCACCGGGCCGAGGAGAUACACCCCCGCACAAGGAGCACGCACACGCAAUUCCCCUACGUUCACACUUUCACACAGACAUGGCUUUUGUCUUAACACGCUAACCAUGACGCAUUGCUGUCAGGGCGCCAUACAGCGCCGCGGCUCCGUGUCCACCAUAGAGAGCUAAGGAGGGGAAGGAAAGGAGGAGGGAAAGUAAGAGAUUCAAUUAAUUGUUACAGGAAGAUGGCGCCCACAAAGCCCAGCAUCCAGCAGGACCCGACACGGAAAGAACGUGACCCCUACUGGGAGCGACAAUCUAAUGCAGGCAGCUGCUCAAAUGCCCGGCCCAAGACACUUCACCUGGCCGGCCAGCAGCAUACCUCCUCACCAUGGCUGCAGGCUCUACGGAAAGAGAAGUCAAGGGAUGCUGCACGGUCACGGCGGGGGAAAGAGAACUUUGAAUUCUAUGAAUUAGCCAAGAUGCUGCCGCUACCUGGUGCCAUCACCAGCCAACUGGACAAGGCCUCAAUCAUCCGGCUUACAAUCAGUUACCUGAAGAUGAGGGACUUUGCCAACCAGGGGGACCCACCAUGGAACCUUCGAAUUGAGGGACCCCCACCGAACACCUCAGUGAAAGCUAUCGGUACUCAGCGGAGGAGGAGUCCCAGUGCCAUUGCCUCUGAGAUCUUCGAACCUCAUCUGGGUAGCCACAUUUUACAGUCACUGGACGGUUUUGUAUUUGCACUAAACAAGGAAGGGCGUUUCCUCUACAUUUCUGAGACUGUUUCCAUUUACCUGGGAUUGUCACAGGUGGAGCUGACAGGAAGCAGUGUAUUUGACUACGUACACCCUGGUGAUCACGUGGAGAUGGCAGAACAGCUUGGCAUGAAGCUUCCUCCAGGGAGAGGGAUGUCUCUGUCCCAGGGAGCUGUCAGUGAAGACGGGGCAUCCUCUACUUCUUCAUCAUCACACCCCGAGACACCUGAACCAGUGGAGUCCAGCAGUCCCAGUCUUCUGUCUCCCGAUAACUCUCUGGAACGAUCUUUCUUCAUCCGGAUGAAGUCUACUCUUACAAAGAGGGGUGUGCACAUCAAGUCCUCAGGAUAUAAAGUGAUCCACAUCACAGGGCGUCUACGGAUUAGGAUGGCUCUGACGCACAGCCGCUCGGUGCCUAAUCAGAUCAUGGGAAUGGUGGUGGUAGCUCAUGCCCUCCCACCUCCCACAAUUAAUGAGGUUCGCAUUGACUGUCAAAUGUUUGUGACAAGAGUCAACAUGGACCUCAAGAUUGUCUACUGUGAGAACAGAAUCAGUGAUUAUAUGGACCUUACUCCUGUGGACAUUGUAGGGAAGAGGUGCUACCAGUUCAUUCAUGCAGAAGACGUAGAAGGGAUCAGACAGAGUCAUCUGGACUUGAUGAAUAAAGGUCAGUGUGUGACAAAGUAUUAUCGGUGGAUCCAGAAGAACUGUGGUUUCAUCUGGAUCCAGUCUAGUGCCACCAUUGCUAUUAACGCCAAGAAUUCCAGUGAGAAGAACAUAAUUUGGGUCAACUAUGUGCUCAGUAACCCUGAGUAUAAAAACACACCCAUUGACAUUGCCCAGCUGCCAAAUCUUCCAGAGAAAGCCUCGGAGUCCUCUGAAACCUCUGACUCCGAGUCUGAGUCCAAAGAGAAUUCAGAAAAUGAAAAUGCAAAGUCUGAUGCAAAGUCAGGCAACCAAGCAGAACAGAGAGACGAUCCAGAAACAGACAGCAAACGUCAGCAGCAACCUGGGCAAUCACAUUGCUCAUCUGAGGAACUGAAGAACUACAAUGAAGGAGACAGUUCCAGUAACCCUGAAAGUCAGGACAGUGAUGACAGUCUUGAGCCUUCAGAUGGAGAACAGGAGCAGGAGGUGACCCGAGGUGAGGGAGGACUUGAAAGCGGGUUGGGGAGAUUAGCUGGACUGGGAGCAUUGGAGGGACUGAAUACCAUCAGUGGACUGGGUAACUUGGGAGGGCUCCAUAUUAAGGUAGAACACUAUGGAGAAGGAGAGGAAGAACUCCACAGUUCAAAAAUUUCCUCAUCAGAGGAGGAAGAAGAGGAAGAUCAGGAUGUUAAUGAAGACAGAGAAGUAAAAACAUUUGAUGACGCUGGUACUGGCAGCAAACUCCAGAAGAGGCGAAAAAGGAGAAAAAUGCAAAAAUGGGAUGGAUCGAGAAGCAGGAGACUUUGUCUGUCCACAGCUCCACCCAACCCUGUAGCAAUGGGUGAUUCCACACUACAGGCAAAUCCCUCAGGGGCCGCCUCUGUCACUUCCACGCAGCUUCACACUUCUUCUGACUCCCCAAACAGCACAGGGGCUACAUCCUCUGUUCUUAAAAUCAAGACAGAAAUGACAGAACCAAUAAACUUUGACAAUGACAGCAGCAUCUGGAACUAUCCUCCCAACAGAGAGAUUUCCAGAAAUGAAUCUCCAUAUAGUAUGACAUCUAAACCUCCUGCUGCAGGGAGUCAGGAGACUUACCCUUCACCACAGGGUGGCUCUCUACCGGUAGCCAUUCCUGACUCUGUCCUCACUCCUCCUGGACCUGAAGGGGCAGCAGGAGGAUUGAGAAAGCUUCCUUAUAAUGGAAAUUCAACCUCAUCCUCUUCUUCCAGUGUUACAAGUUUAGCUCCUUCUUCCAACCCUUCCUCUGCUGACCCCCUUUCCCCUCCCCUUUCUACAUCCCCUCGGGACAAACAACAAGGCACUCCUACAACCUCUUCAAAUUCUUCCUCAUCCUCCUCUUCAUCCUCAAACUCUUCUUCACUGCUGUAUUCUGGUGAUCUUGAGGCACUUCAGCGUUUGCAGGCCGGUAAUGUGGUCCUCCCGCUGGUUCACCGUGUCUCAGGAACUCUGUCUUCUACCAGCACCACAGCUCCACGUGUAUACACGACUGGAACAAUAAGGUACGCCCCAGCAGAUGUCACUCUGGCCAUGGCACAAGGGAACCUCCUUCCAAAUGCUGCUAUGAACUUUGUUGAGAGCUCAGGGUUUGGUCUGGACCCUAAAACACCUAUGGAGAUGCUUUAUCACCAUGUCCACAGGCUAAACAUGUCCGCUGCAGCAGCUGCAGGCCCAUUUGUUGGAUCUCCAGCACCUACAGUUGGUAAUGGCACCUUGGGAGGCCAGAUGUCGGCUACGGCCAAUGUUUUUACCACAGCAGAGGGACUUUUCUCAACACUACCAUUCCCAGUAUACAGUAAUGGGAUCCAUACUACGCAGACAACUCUGGAAAGAAAGGAGGAUUAAUGAAAUACAUCCAAGACCGCAUUACUGUGUUUAAAGAAUCAACAACUGUGUCUAACUCAAAGACUACCCAGUAUUAAAUAGUAAGAGAGAAUUUAUCAGCAUAGGGCAGCACUGUGUUUCCUACAAGGAACUACUAAAGGACAGGAAAUGACAAACAUACUCAAGCACUUUGAGCAACUGAGCUUGUGGAAGACAUGGAUGCCCUCAUACACACAACCCUUUUCUAUAUUUUUUUUCUCUAUUAGCAAUCUCUCUUUGCUUCCAUUUAUUGUAAUCAGCAACUUUUUCUCUUAAAACAGAUGAACAAAAAAGCAACAGUUCUUUACAAUGAAGAAUUCCUUUUUGCCUACAGAGAAUUCAUGUUGCCUAAGGAUUCCAAUGGAGCCUAGAAGGGAUCAUUUUAUUGUAUCACUUAUUUGGGUUUCAUCUUCAUGAAGAUGAUAAAUGCAUACAUUUUAAGGAGGUUGGUACAGGUAUUUGUGACACACAAAAAUUAUUUGUGCCUCUCCUCCUUAUGUAUCUUGAUGUGAUCAAGGCUAAAGAUUUUUUUAACCUGAGAGGAGAGGUCAGCUGUCUCAGAGAUACUCUUUCGACAAAAGGUUUUUGGGAUUGUUUCUCUGUUGAAAGGACACUAAUCAUUGCUUUUUCCUCUAUUUCUUCCUUUUUAUGAAAUAUUAUAGCUCAGAUGUAACUUUGGAAUCAAACAUACAGAAAAUAAAAAAAAAGCUAUUUCAACCGGGUAAUGACCUGUGAACUAUCGAAUGUUACUACAAGUUUCCUCAUUUGUCUGAGGAGUUUACCUACAGGUCUCAUACCAAACAUAACCUCCACUACAUCUACCCCCAUCUCAGUUUGUUGAGCCUUCUUACCUUUAGUCUGCUUAUCUGACCUUUAACUUUCUGUCCACAUUUUUAUCUGAUAAUUCUACAGAUUUGUGGUGCUAGCAAAUGUCCCAGUUACCCAGAUUCAGCUGGCUGAUGUGGGUAUUGUAAAUUGACCCCCAGCUUGUUGAUAGAGUGAUUGUUUUUCUUUUUAUUGAGAAGGGGGCAUUUUAAAGUAUUACUAACCUUCAGGAAUAUCAGAAUACAGCAGCAUUCUUACCAUGCCUCCCUGUGAUUGAUCAGGAGACAAGGGGCAGCUGCACAUGUGAAGUUGAUCACUGGGUGUUUAGGCUGUGUUCUGUUCUUUCUAUGUGUAACUGAUAUGUUAAUCACUUUUAAUUCUCAGUGAGACUGAGCUUAAAUACAUAACAUUUCUAACUUAGAAAAUGAAUGUUGACAACCUAAACAGGAACUUUUCCUGUUCCUUGUUUCUCCGUUCUCGCUUUCUUCCUAAACCAGAAUCACCUCCACAACAUUUUCCUCAACAAUCCACUCUCUUCCAUCUCAUCACCAGAACCUUUGACUAAAAACAACAUAUCAACAAGGAGAUUGUAAUACUGACAUGCAUUUUCAAUCAAUCUGUCAAACAAUCAACGUACAAGGGGAAUAAAGUGGGAUGUUUUUGUUUAGAUGAACAUAAAAAAGAAGACUCCUCUUCUUAAACAAGUUAAGCUUUCCUUUUGCUGUAGUUGUAUUUUUUCCCCUAGUCUUCUUUGCCAAAAAAAGAAAUAAAAAAAGAAAUGCUAAGGUCCCACGCUUUGUGUUUUAAAAGCACUGUGAUUCUUGCUCAUUUGUAAUUUUCCUCAACUUUUUUGGUAAAAAGAGAAUAAAACAUACUAAGUAAUAAAUCAGACUGUAAUAAGCUAUCACAGUGUCAAUCUUUUUAAAGUUGACAGCACUGUCUUUACCAUCCUGUUAUCUUACUACCCUGUGUGAUUAAGCCGUAAAAUGUGUUACCAAUGUGUGUAGUGUCACUGGCUGUCAAAAUGUCUCUCAUGGCAACUUCUGUGUGUGUGUUGACUAUAUGCAGUAUAUACUGAGCUACUGUAGCUGUUUUUGUCCUUUGUCUUCUCUGUGCUCUAUCUCUAGUGUGGGGAAGGAGAGGAAGUGGGGUCAGAGGAAAAGAAUGUCUGCUGGAUGAAUUUAAUCCCAAUAAAUGACACCUCUAGCUCUCUGCCUCCUCCUCCUUCUCUUCUGUUUCCCUCUAUCUGCAGUCUUAGUGAAACCAGUGGAGGUUGUGGAAUUUCGUGUUUGGUGGCCUUUGCAAAAAAGAAGGAAAAAAAACCACAUAAGAAAAAAUUUGUUGAGUCCACCAUUUAAUUUUGCUGCUUCCUUUCUGUCUUUGUAAAAUUGCAUUUUUACUUUCAAAUUUUUCUCUCUCACUCAAAUGUUGCUUUUUGCUGUUGUGUAGUCCUAUUCAAACCUCUUUAUCUUGUUGUCUUUUCGCACAGAGAUGAAAAGAAUAUUUAACUAGCUCAAAGGUUUAUGGAGCCAUGUAUUUGCCUCUAAGGAAUUCUGGGACAGGUUUCCUGCUCUUACAUUGAAACAUUUAAAUAACUAUUUACACCUAAAACAUCCAAGGUUAAGAUUAAAAACGAUAAAAGCCUCGACUGUGAAACAUUUUCCCAGACUUCCUGGAGGUGUUUUCUGUUCAUUGGGUGUAUUUCAAUGGUUCACAUCAAAACGUCUUGAACUCCCAUUCAAAUUUUACUUUAGGGAUCAAACCAAUUUAGACAAGGGUUUGGAGGGAUGAGGAAAAAAAA